Molecule: messenger RNA, 1620 nt
Organism: Rotaria socialis
Lineage: Eukaryota; Metazoa; Rotifera; Eurotatoria; Philodinida; Philodinidae
Source: the annotation of a GenBank genome assembly
AUGUCUACGGAAAAUCUUCCUCAAACAGUUGUUCGUCGAACAGUAGUCGAACGUGGUUAUCGAAGUGCUGCUGAUAGUGCAGUUGGUGGUCGUGCUGGUACAGAUGCAUUGCGUAAUUUAACUCUUCAACAUCAAGCUGAAAAAGAUGAAAUGCAACAUCUUAACACUAAAUUCGGAGCCUAUCUUGAGCGGGUCAAAAUUCUUGAAGCGCAAAAUCAUAAAUUACAAGGAACGCUUAAUGAGCUUAAAACAAAAUGGGGUUUCGAUUCUGGCAAAGUUAAAGUUCAAUAUGAUCAAGAAUUAGUUUCAUUAAGAAAACAAAUCGAUGAAGUUACACGUGAAAAGGCGUUAGCUGAACUACGUGCUAAACGUGCGGAAUAUGAUGCGUCAUUAAUAAAACAUCAAACUGAUUUUGCUCAUGAAUUGGUUACUUUGGAUCGUAAUCGUUUCACUAUGCUUAAGCAACAACUUGAAGGCAGUGGUUCAGAAUUAGAUUCGCUACGAAGUCGUCAUGAAGAUAAAAAGCAAGAGAUCGAUCGUAGUAGAACUGAAGUUGGUCGACUUUUGGGACAAUUAGAAGCUUUAAAAAAUGAGUUCGAUCAAGAAUCCAUGGGACGUGUUAUGAUACAAAACGAAUUGCAAACUUUAGAAGAACAAUUAGCUUUUAUGAGAGCUGUUCAUGAAGAAGAACGUAAUGAAUUAUUAUCACUUGGUACCUUACCUAUUGAUGUUAGUCAAUUCUAUCGAACUGAAUUAACACGUGCUAUUGCUGAUAUCAAGAGUGAUUUCGAAGCACUUUCAAUAGCUCAACGAAAGGAAUUAGAAGAAUAUUAUAAAAUUAAAACCGAAGAAAUUCGCCAACAGGCAGCUGAACAAAAACGUAAAAUUGAAGAAGCUCGUCGUACAGGUGCUGUGGAUGUUAUGGAUUUAACAUCAUUGAAAAGUUUAUUAUCGGAAAAUCGUGAUUCUUAUCUUUUAUUACAAAAAGAUCAUUCAGAUUUAUCGAAUCUUCUUCGACAAUUAGAAGAAGAUUAUGAACGAAUUUCCAGCGAACACAGCCGAGCACAAGGUGAACGUGAACGAGCACUAGCUGAAUUACGUGCUCAAGCUGAACAACGUGAACAAGCCAUUGCUGCCGUACUUGAAAACAAUGUUUCGCUUAGAUUUGAAAUUAAUACUUAUAGACGAUUACUCGAAGUUGAAGAAGGUCGUAUUAAUGUUAACGUUGUCACUGUUACUCCUGAAGUAACAACCAAAAAAAUGACCGUACAAAAAUCAGCACGAGGCCCUGUUGCCAUUGAUCAGGUAGAUCCACAAGGUACUUUUAUUGUCGUCGAGAAUGCUGGUUCAACAGGCAAAGACCAAGAACUGAAGGGUUGGACGUUACGACGAAAAGUUGAUGCCAAUAACGAGAUUGUUUAUAGAUUUCCGGAUAACUUUGUACUUAGAUCACGAUCACGUGUGCGCAUAUUAGCUCGUAUAGCAAGUAAAACUGCAGCUGAUAGAGAUGUAUUAGUAGCUGACGGUAUUCAAACCUGGGGUAUCGGCACAAUCAUGAUUACACGUCUGUAUGAUUCAAAUGGAGAAGAAAAGGCUUUAUUCAGCCAGAAAUUCCAAUAA